Molecule: messenger RNA, 1723 nt
Organism: Lates calcarifer (barramundi perch)
Lineage: Eukaryota; Metazoa; Chordata; Actinopteri; Centropomidae
Product: nuclear factor 7, ovary
Molecular function (GO): protein binding; zinc ion binding
Source: RefSeq, a predicted model, not a curated record
AUAUCUCUUUUAGCUGACUCAGGGCAAUAUGCGUGUGUAUUUUACAUUUGUGAAUUAUCGUUUCUUGCUCUCAGUGGCAUUCCCUGUAUAAAUAAAGGUUUGAACAUAAUGAUUCAACACUUGACACAGAUUGCUAGACAAAGCUCCACCUCCAACUUGCUUGAGUCAAACCAGGAAGUAGACUGUUGUUCCUCCACCAAGAAAUGACACACGUAAGCUGAGAGACAGAAAAUAACAAUAAAAGACUAGACCUGCAACUUCCCCUGAGGGAGGAAAAAUACAGCAGGAAAUAGAGGGAUUUCUGCAACUUAAACCUGCGAUUGACUGCACACAUGGACUGUGGAUUUGAAAAAAACGUCUCAGAGUGAUAGGAAUUUUCAAGAGGAAGGAGAGGAGUCACGACUGACUUCCUGUUUAGGGCUCUGCCUGGUGUGUUUUCAGCCUCAAUAAGAGAGAAAAUGGCUUUCCAAACUGAGGAGGAUCUCUCCUGUCCAGUCUGCCAGGACAUAUUUAAAGAUCCUGUUGUUCUGUCAUGUAGCCACAGCUUCUGCAAACACUGUCUGCAGAGCUGGUGGAGAGGGAAACCUGUACAGGAGUGUCCAGUUUGUAAGAGGAGAUCAUCAAGGAGUGACCCGCCUCGUAACUUGGCUUUAAAGAACCUGUGUGAGACCUUCUUACUGGAGAGAGAUCAGAGAGCUUCAGCAGGGUCUGAGUCUCUCUGCAGUCUGCACUCUGAGAAACUGAAGCUCUUCUGUCUGGACCAUCAGCAGCCAGUGUGUCUCAUCUGCAGAGAUUCAAAAACACACAACAACCACAGAUUCAGACCCAUUCAUGAAUUUGCACAGGAUCACAGAGAGGAGAUUCAGAAAUCCCUGAAGCCUUUACAAGAGAAACUGAAGCUGUUUGAACAAGUUAAAGGAAACUGUGAUCAAACAGCAGAACACAUUAAGGUCCAGGUCCGACACACAGAGAGGCAGAUUAAGGAGCAGUUUAAGAAGUUUCACCAGUUUCUACAAGAGGAAGAGGAGGCCAGGAUCACUGCUCUGAGGGAGGAAGAGGAGCUGAAGAGUCAGAUGAUGAAGGAGAAGAUUGAGGCUCUGAGCAGAGAGAUAGCAGCUCUUUCACACACAAUCAGAGCCACAGAGGAGGAGCUAAGAGGUGACGACGUUUCAUUCCUGCUCAACUACAAGGCUGCAGUGAAAAGAGUCCAGCAGCGCCCCCUGCUGGAGGAUCCAGAGCCGGUUUUAGGAGCUCUGAUAGAUGUGGCCAAACACCUGGGCAACCUGACCUUCAACAUCUGGAACAAGAUGAAGGAGAUGGUCUCCUAUACUCCUGUGAUUCUGGAUCCAAACACUGCCAAUCCAGAAUUUAUCCUGUCUGAGAAUCUGACCAGUGUGAGCCACGGAGAAAAACAGAAUCUUCCUGACAACCCAGAGAGGAUUGACUAUCAUCGUUCUGUCCGGGGCUGGGAGGGCUUUAGCACAGGUGUUCACAACUGGAAUGUUGAAGUUCGAGACAAUACAGCCUGGUUUGUUGGUGUGGCUGCAGAAUCUGUCCAGAAAAGGGGACGAAUAAAAACUGGGUUCUGGCAAAUAGAGUUUCACAACAGUAAAUACAGUGCACGUUUGUUAGGAGAACCAGCUGCUGUUCUCCGGGUAAAGAAGAAGCUUCAGAGGAUCAGAGUUCAUUUGGACUGGAACAAAGGAAAACUGUCAUUCUUUGA